AUGUCAAAUGCUGUUAAAUUACAAUUUAUUUAUGAUCCACAACAACCACCACCACAUAUCAUCGAUACUGAAAUUCAGAAAUCUCAGCCACCAGCAAACAAACUCGUUAACAGAUACAUCUCAACAGCUGCACAAUAUCUCAAUAGAACAAAAAGUUUUCAUGUUACGCCAACAAAUAAUAACCAUAACAAUAUUCAUUUUCAAACAAAUCGUAAGAAUAUAUCAUCGAAUAAUCUAAUACAAUCAUCAUCAACUGACAUGUCGAAUACAAAUUGUUUAACAACUGAAAAAAUUUCAAUACCUACAAAUGAAACAUAUACAUGUAGUCUACCUUUGAAUGAUCAUAAUAAUAAUGAUUCAAUCAAUGCCAAUAAACCACAAGGUCUUGUCAAUACAUUACGUCGAUCGUUGAAAAAAAAUAGAGAACGUUUUUAUAAUAAACAAUCAACAGCAAUGAAAUCAUGUCAAACAUUGAAUACUUGUGAACAAACAACGAAUGAUUUUCAAAAUAUGUAUAAAAAAAUUUCCAAAACACCAACGCUACAUGGUCGACGUCAAACUUUAGCAAAUCAUAUUCCUAUAAGUUCCAUAACGAAUACAAUAAAUGAAGAUCAACUUCAUCCUUUACAACCGUUAGCAAACAAAAAUCGUUUAUUAGCUAAUGGACAUUUUGUUCAUCAUCAACUUACACCAGUUUUACCACCGGCUGCAUCGCUUCAAUCACUUUCACCUUUAACAACAACAGGAAGUGUAACAUUUACAACUCCAACAUCAAAUAUUGAACAACAAUCAAUACAGUCUGAUAAUGAAGAAAAAGAAAAAGAAAAAUUAAAAAAUGAUUUACAACAAUUAAAAAGUGAAUUACAAAAAUCCAAAGAAACUAUAGCACGUUUACAAAAAAGUGAAGAACAAAUGCGUGAACGAUUAGCCGAACAAGCACAACGUCAAUUAGAAAAAGGUGGUAAAUUUGAAGAUUUAAAUCAAAUAUCACGUCCAACAGAAUUAAUACGUUCAUAUAAUAGUCUUUAUUCACAAGCACGAAUUGAUGCACUUGAUGCGUUAGAUAGUAUUCGUGAAAUGAUUGAAUCAGAAGAUUUAAAAUCAAAAUUAUUAUUUUCAGUUGUUGUUCUUGCUUUUCGUCAUGCACAAAAUCAAGCUAAAGAAAUACGAAAUAAAGUUAAACAAAUCCUGCAAUUAUCAAAUGAUAAAAGUUCAAUAACAUUAGAAGAAACAAUUGAAAAAUAUUUAAGAAGUACAAUACAAAAAUAUGAUAUUGGAAAAGUUGCAUUCGAAGUAGAAAAUCAAUUAUGGGCGACGUUGUAUGAUUAUCCAGCUUUAAGAUCUUGCAAUGAACUACUUAAAUACAUUACUUCUGCUUGUCGUACUGCAUGGGGACUUGCGAAUCAAACUCCACCUUAUUAUAUUGAAUUUCAAACAGCAAAAUUUGAUAAACAAAUUCAUGAACGUUUUCAUACAUCCGAUAAUGAAAGUGACACUAUUAUUGAAUAUAUAUGGCCAUGUUUAAUUGAUGGUCGUGAUCGAGCUUGUGUUGCAAAAGGUGUUGUUAUUACUGAUGAACAUUAUUUAUCAAUAUCAAAAACUAUUUCAUCUUAG
Messenger RNA from Adineta steineri, 1614 nucleotides. NCBI's taxonomy places the organism in Eukaryota, Metazoa, Rotifera, Eurotatoria, Adinetida, Adinetidae. The record is from the annotation of a GenBank genome assembly.